This is a messenger RNA of Aspergillus melleus, 1476 nucleotides long. Its product is annotated as fungal specific transcription factor domain-containing protein. Gene Ontology annotation, cellular component: nucleus. Gene Ontology annotation, biological process: positive regulation of transcription by RNA polymerase II; DNA-templated transcription. The record is from RefSeq and is a predicted model, not a curated record. Gene Ontology annotation, molecular function: sequence-specific DNA binding; zinc ion binding. The transcript is spliced from 2 exons. Bases 1 to 1476 code for a protein of 491 amino acids. NCBI's taxonomy places the organism in Eukaryota, Fungi, Ascomycota, Eurotiomycetes, Eurotiales, Aspergillaceae.
AUGUCGUUGGACUUUUCGGAUUAUCCCUUGACAAACGCCGGUAAACUCCCCUCCAUACUCCCUCCUAAAUCCGUUGCCGACGACCUGAUACGCGACUACUUUGACUUCGGUCUGACAACAUCUCGAUUUGUGCACAAACCGAGUUUAUUGGCGGUAGUUGACAAGUUGUACAACCUCGAAGAAACCUUCCACUCCAACCAGGAUGAUUUAGCCCUGGUGUACAUGGUGAUGGCCACUGGUUCUCAUUAUUCCAAAAGGAAUAGCGUUUUCUGCGGGUACUCUGCUAGCGUGCGAUUCUUAACCAUGGCCCAAAAGGAGCUCCAGAAAGAGUCUAGCAAAGUUACGCUGAGUUCGUUACAAGCUAGACUGUUGGUCACUCACUAUCUAUUGAAUCACUCAAGGAUGCAUGAGGCAUGGUCUUCCUUCGGGAUCAUUGUUCGACAGGCUCAGGCACUGCGGCUUCAACGAAAGUCAACCGCGCCGUGUACCAAUCACGUUGACUACGAGUACCGCAAGCGCGUUUUCUGGUCAAUUUAUACUUACGAUCGGAUUCUGAGUAGCAUAUUCGGCCGUCCAUGUGCAUUGCACGACGAUGAUAUCGAUCAGGAAGAAUGCGCCCUGGCAAAUGACGAGGGUAUCACUGUGUCGGAAUGUCGCACCCUGGAACAGGGCAACUUCUGCUCUGCGGCAGCACUCAUCCGUUAUGCGCAGCUGGCUCGGAUGUUGGGCCGGAUUCUUCGCGAAUUCUACAGUCCAGUCGCCAAGCGAUAUAGUCUUCACACCUUACAACAAAUGGCAUCGGAUAUUGAGAGGGAUCUAGAAGACUGGCAAGACAAUCUUCCUGUUUACCUCAAUUACGUCUCUUUACCGUCAUCGGCCAUGUCCACAAUGACCCAGAGGCAGACGUGUACCUUGAAACUAACCUUUGCCCAUACAAUGCUUCUGUUGUACCGUCCGUUCCUUCUUCACUGGAUUCGCGCAAGCGAUCAAAUUGCAACGGAUCUGGAAUCGUGGUUCAAACAUUGUGGGAACAAAUCCGUCGAAGCCGCCAGUAUGGUUGUGGCCGAAUGUCGCGACCUUUAUGAACGCGGUCUCUUCUCUCGACUGUUCUGGCUUGUCAACUAUGUCCAAUUCGCGUCUGUCGGGACUCUGUACAUGUACUCCUGUCUAUGGCCACACUCGUCCAAUGUCAGGGCUACGGCUGACGAGGCACUGGCGCAAUUCCCGACCGGGGUGGAAGGCGACCUGGUGGGUCAACGUUAUCUCGAGAUUCUCAAAGAACUACAAGAAGUUACAAAAGGGUUUAAUAUCGGUAAUGUCGCUCUUGAUGAUCAAUCUAUCUUACAACCCGGGGAUUCUUUCGCCAACGAGAUGCCUGCUUUUGAUGACAUGUUAAUGAGCUACGGUGACCCGUGGGGAGUCGGACUGUUCGAAACAACGCCGCUAAUCGAUGGUCAUGACGGAGCAAGUCUAUAA